GUGUCAAGAAGAGUUAAAACCUUGAUAUACCAUUUCUUGAUCAUUUCUGUAGCAUUUUAGAAAAAUCAAGAAGAAUGGAUGGAAAAAAUUGCUCUUCCGUGAAUGAAUUCCUUCUCGUGGGAAUUAGCAAUAAGCCUGGAGUUAAAGUGACUCUGUUUAUCACAUUUCUAAUUAUCUAUCUCAUCAUUCUUGUUGCAAACCUCGGGAUGAUCAUUUUAAUCAGGAUGGACUCCCAGCUUCACACACCCAUGUAUUUCUUCCUGAGCCAUCUCUCCUUCAGUGACGUCUGCUAUUCUACAGCAGUCGGACCCAGGAUGCUGGUAGGCUUCAUUGCCAAGAACAAGUCAAUUUCCUUCUACAGCUGUGCUAUGCAAUUCUUGAUCUUCUGUAUUUUUGCAGAUUCUGAGUGUCUACUGCUGGCAGUGAUGGCCUUUGAUCGGUACAAAGCCAUUAGCCACCCCUUGCUCUAUACAGUCAGCAUGUCCAGCAGAGUGUGCUCCCUGCUGAUGGCUGGGGUUUACAUGGUGGGAAUUAUGGAUGCUUCAGUAAAUACAAUAUUAACAUUCCGGUUAUGUUUCUGUGAGUCGAAUGUGAUUAACCAUUUCUUCUGUGAUGUCCCACCUCUCCUCUUGUUAUCUUGCUCAGACACACAAGUUAAUGAGUUAGUGAUAUUCACCAUUUUUGGCUUCAUCGAACUGAUUACUCUUUCAGGGCUUUUUGUGUCUUACUGCUAUAUUAUCCUAGCGGUGAGAAAGAUCAACUCUGCUGAGGGGAGGUUCAAAGCUUUCUCCACCUGCACCUCCCACUUAACUGCUGUUGCAAUUUUCCAGGGAACUCUGCUCUUUAUGUAUUUCCGGCCAAGCUCUUCCUACUCCCUUGAUCAAGACAAAAUUACUUCAUUGUUUUACUCCCUUGUGAUUCCCAUGCUAAACCCUCUGAUUUAUAGCCUACGGAACAAGGAUGUGAAAGAGGCCCUGAAGAAACUUAAAAAAAACUUA
Molecule: messenger RNA, 998 nt
Organism: Canis lupus familiaris (dog)
Lineage: Eukaryota; Metazoa; Chordata; Mammalia; Carnivora; Canidae
Gene: OR5W6
Product: olfactory receptor family 5 subfamily W member 6
Exons: 1
Biological process (GO): sensory perception of smell; G protein-coupled receptor signaling pathway
Cellular component (GO): membrane
Molecular function (GO): olfactory receptor activity; odorant binding; G protein-coupled receptor activity
Source: RefSeq, a predicted model, not a curated record